Theobroma cacao (cacao) is the source of this 569-nucleotide messenger RNA. RefSeq names its product small polypeptide DEVIL 3-like. Gene Ontology annotation, biological process: negative regulation of cell population proliferation. The record is from RefSeq and is a predicted model, not a curated record. NCBI's taxonomy places the organism in Eukaryota, Viridiplantae, Streptophyta, Magnoliopsida, Malvales, Malvaceae.
GCUUUCCUCUCACUUCUGUCCAUCUCUUCCACUCCAGAAAGGCAAAGAGAAAUUAAACGCAGAAGAAAAUUUUAGAAUAAAUUUAACAUGAAGAUGAGCAUUAGUGCAGUAGCCAUGAGAGCAUCCAAGAAGAAGAUCUCAUGCAGAAGGCUUGGAGGAUACAUCAGGGAGCAGAAGGGGAGGCUGUACAUUAUCAGAAGAUGUGUGGUUAUGCUCCUUUGCUGGCAUGACUAAGAUCAUUUUCCAGCAGAAGCUAAGUAAACAAUUAAGGCAUGGUGAUCAAGGCUGUUGAGUCUUGGCGUAACACUUUUGAUCGUUGCUGCAAACUAGGAAGUGAAGGAUUCAUCAAUUUCAGCCUGUGAAGAUUGCAGAUAAUUUAAGCUCUCUUUUUCUUCUCUUCUUCUCAAAUUGUAAAUAACAAACGAGAUGAUAUCUUAGGACUUAGGUACAGUUGCUUUUAGUUUUUGGUUUUGUGCAUGCACUAUGCUACUGAUAAUCAUCAAGCUUGUUAUGCAGGCACAAAAAAAAUUCCUCAUAAUUAAACAUUUUGAUUUCCAAGUUAGUUACUA